UAUCUCCAAACGUCACAUAAUCAAACUUAUUGAGCGUCAUCCAUCUAUCCAGUUUCCACCCGGUACCAUACAUCCUUACUUAUUUCUCUUCUGAUAAUUUUUCACGUGAUUUGCCCGAUGUGCCGCAAAAAUUAGCGAAUAAUUAUUAAAAAAUCGAAAUGGCUGUCAAUACUGCUACGGACAGUGUCACUCUCAAAGAUGUUGACCAACAUAAAUUUGUGCGAGCAUUCUCGGCGUUUUUGAAAAAAACUGGUAAAAUCGAAGUACCUGAUUGGGUUGAUCUAGUAAAAAGUGCAAAAUUCAAAGAACUCGCACCUUACGAUGAAGAUUGGUUCUACACCAGAUGCGCAGCUACCUUGAGACAUAUUUAUUUCCGUGCUCCGGUCGGAGUUGGCACUGUUACUAAAAUUUUCGGAGGUCGCAAACGUAACGGUACUCGUCCCAGUCAUUUCUGCAGAAGUUCCGGUAGUGUUGCUAGGAAAACGCUUCAAGCUUUAGAAAAUUUAAAAUUAAUCGAAAAAGUACCCGAAAGCAGAGGCAGAAGAUUAACAGCGCAAGGCAGACGAGACGUUGAUAGGAUAGCUGCUCAAGUUAAACAAGCUAAGAAAAAGAAACAGUUGCAGGUUUCUUCUCUACAAGCCGGAAUUAAAGUUAUAGUACCAGCUGGUGCUCAAUAAUGUAAUUUAUAUUCUGUUUAAUAAAUUUUUAUGAAUA
This is a messenger RNA of Planococcus citri (citrus mealybug), 714 nucleotides long. RefSeq names its product small ribosomal subunit protein eS19-like. Bases 159 to 677 code for a protein of 172 amino acids. The transcript is spliced from 4 exons. The record is from RefSeq and is a predicted model, not a curated record. Gene Ontology annotation, molecular function: RNA binding; structural constituent of ribosome. Lineage: Eukaryota; Metazoa; Arthropoda; Insecta; Hemiptera; Pseudococcidae. Gene Ontology annotation, biological process: ribosomal small subunit assembly; translation. Gene Ontology annotation, cellular component: cytosolic small ribosomal subunit; ribosome.